GCCGCCCCCCUCCCGCCGUGGGGCGGCUGCCGGCGGGGCCCCGGCCACUGUCCCGGAGCCAUGGAGCCGACGCUGCGCGCGGAGCCCGAGCAGGAGCCGGAGCCGAAGCCGAGAACGAGCCAGAGCCUGUGCCAGGAGAGGGGACCAGAGCCAAGCUGCCCCAUGCCAGAACUGAGGCUUCUCCUCUUAGGCAAAAGAGGUGCAGGAAAAAGUGCCACAGGAAACACUAUUUUGGGCAAAGCUGCGUUUCUGUCCAAAUUCAGUGACCAGAUGGUCACUAAAACAUGCCAGAGAGAGAGUGUGGUCACAAAAGAGAGAAGGGUUGUGGUCAUCGACACCCCUGACCUUUUCUCCUCAAUGUCUUGUGCUGAAGAAAAGCCACGUAACAUUGAACACUGCUUCGAGCUCUCUGCUCCCAGCCUCCACGUCCUGCUUCUGGUAAUCCCCAUCAGCUUUUAUAAGUUUGAGGACAUAGAGACAGCCAGGGGGAUCCAGGAGGUGUUUGGAGCUAACGCCAGGAGGCACAUCAUUGUUGUCUUCACUCGGAAGGAUGAUUUGGAGAAUGUUUCACUGCAAGAUUGCAUUGAAGGUCAGGACUCCCUUAAGGAGUUGGUUGAAAACUAUGGAGGCCGAUACUACGCUUUCAACAACAAGGCAAGUGAGGAUGAGCGGGAGGUCCAGGUGAGGGAGCUCCUCGGCAUGGCCCAGCGUUUGGUGGAUGAAAACGGAGGACCAUAUAUCGUGAGCCUCAGAAAUGAAGGCGGUGGAUGCCUGGAUCCUGUAACUGAAGCCACAUCUCAGGUGGAGGACAAUCCACAUGGCCCAGGGGAGAAGCUGCUUAAGGCCACUGUAUGCGAGCCAAGCCCCGCGAUGUUGGAACUGAAGAUCCUGCUUGUGGGGAAGCAUGGAGCUGGAAAAAGUGCCGCCGGGAACAGCCUUCUGGAGAAGCGGGUCUUUGAGACCAAAUUCAGCGAAGAGUCAGUGACCCAGAGGUUUGCGUCAGACAGCAGAAUCUGGAGAGGGAGGAAAAUUUGCAUCAUUGAUACUCCAGACAUCUCAUCUUCAAAGGACAUUCAGGCUGAGCUUCAGGGACACGUCCUUCAAGGCCCCCAUGCCUUCCUGCUGGUGACCCCGCUGGGCUCUUUCACCAAGAAGGAUGAGGCCGUGCUGGGGACCAUCCGAAGCACUUUUGGAGACAAAUUCAUUAACUACACGAUCGUUCUCCUCACCAGGAAGGAAGAUCUGGGGGACCAGCAUCUAGAGAUGUUCUUGAAAAGCAGUAACGAAGCUCUCUACCAGCUCAUUAAGAAAUGUAAAGGCCGGUACAGCGCCUUCAACUACAGAGUGACAGGGGCGGAGGAGCGGUGCCAGGUAGAUGAGCUCCUCCAAAAGGUUGUGGACCUGGUGCAUCAGAACGGGGCCGAGCCGUGCGUCUUCAGAGAGGAAGAGACGCUGAGCAUUGUCCUCGUGGGGGGCAUUGGCACUGGGAAGAGCGCCACUGGGAACACCAUCCUCGGGAGGCAUGCCUUCUCUGAUCAGUUACGAGCACAGCUGAACACCAAGAAGACCCAGAGCGACAGGAGGAUGUGGGGCGAGCGGAGGGUUGUGGUUGUGGACAGUCCCUUGCUCUGCCAGAUGGCCAGCACUAAGGAGCUUCCAAUCUUGCAGGAGGAGGUCAAACAUUGCUUGUUCUGUGAGAGAGGGAACAUGGUUCUGGUCUUGGUGUUCCAGGUGGGACGCUUCACUGAGGAGGACAAAAAGGCAGGGAAGAAACUAGAGACCAUCUUUGGGGAGGACGUUUGGAAGUACACAAUUGUGCUGUUCACUCGGAAGGAAGACUUGGAAGGGGAGACUCUCAACGAUUACCUCCAGGAAACAGAUAACAAAGCUCUUAAGAACAUAAUUAAGAGGUGUGAGGGGCGAGUGUGUGGUUUUAAUAACAAAGAAACUGGCCAAGCCAGGGAAAACCAGGCAACGGUUCUUUUGACAAUGGCCAGUGAGCUGGUAAAGAGCCACGGAUGGCGUGGGUACCCUUAUUUGAGAUGGCAAUCGGACAAUGUCAGCAAAGUCAUUAGAAAUUCCCUGGAAAAGAAUAAUCCCAAAAGCCUACUGAAAAAUUUAAAAGAUAUCAUAGGUAGCUGAUGUGCGUGGGGUCUCUUUAAGUUAGAGACACCCUCAGUUGGAGACAGGUGGGAAAUAGGGCUGGUGGGAGGGGAGGAGGGUCCAUGACUUGGAGGACUUGAGAGGCACAUGCUGGUUACCUUGCACUGCUUCAGCGCUUAGUAGGUGAAUACAUCGUCAGGCUGGGGCAGGGGAUUAGAAAGGAGAAAGGAGAAAUUAGGUGGGGAAAUCUGGAAAAAGGCUCCUGAGAUUGGGUGGCCAGUGAGGGUCAAAAUUAAGUCACAAGAAUCAUCUCACCUGUGGACAUAGAUUGGAGUCAGGACAGACACUGUGACCAAGGCCAAGGCCAGCCUGGGGUCAGAAUACAGACUAAUACCCAAGAACCAGGGGAUCCAGACACAGGAGGGUAGAACAAUGAGCAGUGUCCAGCCAUCUCCUGGCGUGGCCAAGUGGACAAGCUGGAUCCCAUGGGCUUCCGGGUGCCCAGGGCUGCUUGCCAGGCCUGCUGGUCCCCUGAGCUGCCUUGUUGCCACUGGGGCAGGACUCAGGGCCAGCACAUUCCUUUCCUCAUGAGGCAGAUAUUCCUUAGUGCUGUCUUCAUUCCAAGCCCGAGUGGAAAGUGGGCCCCAGUCUACUCUUCUUUCUUGUCCCUUAGGAAAUGAACAUGAGUCUGUGAGGUUUCCAAAGAUUUUAUUGCUAACCAUUACAGUGAAAUAGAGUAGAACAAAAAUCCAAAAUGUGAUAAAAUUGCCAAGAUCUUCUUGUUCCAAGAACAAUGUUGCAAAGUUCCAAAAUUCUAGGUAGAAUUCUAGAUUGCCUCUAGAAAAGUUGAAAAUUCCUUUACACCUCUCUCUCUCUCUCUCUUUAAUCCCUCAGGGUUAAGAAUUGGGGUAAAGAUCAGAGAACUCAAAUAAUAAUGUCUUGAACACACUAGGGCUUAUUUUGUCUCUCAUCAGGAAGUCCAAGGGUAGGUAGUCUGAGGCUGGUGUGGCAUGUGGCCUCCACACUUAAAGUUGCUUCUCCAUUCCAGGACGGUGGUGUUCUCUGACAUCUGAGCAGAUUAUGUUGAGGGCCACCUGGUGCAGGCAAUAUAUGAAAUGAGAAUCAUAGGGUCUUCUUCCAGGUAGGAGUAGUCAGAUGCUUUCAAUAUUAACUGUUUUUUAUAUACUUUGAGGACAGGAUUUACGUCAUCCAUAUGCUUUUAUUUUUGGAAAGUUAUCAGUUGCCUUCAAGAUUAACCCACUGAUCAGAACAUGGACCGUCACCAUCAGUACUGUUGUACUUUGCAUAACCCUGAAUAUGACAAAUUCUGGAAAAUGUAUGUAUAAGUAUAUUCAGCUGAGUGAAAUAAUAAAGAUGAAUUAUACUAUAAAUUCA
This is a messenger RNA of Hyaena hyaena (striped hyena), 3498 nucleotides long. It is a transcript of the gene GIMAP8, whose product is annotated as GTPase, IMAP family member 8. The record is from RefSeq and is a predicted model, not a curated record. NCBI's taxonomy places the organism in Eukaryota, Metazoa, Chordata, Mammalia, Carnivora, Hyaenidae. Gene Ontology annotation, molecular function: GTP binding. Gene Ontology annotation, cellular component: endoplasmic reticulum.